Messenger RNA from Vicia villosa (hairy vetch), 827 nucleotides. RefSeq lists its product as uncharacterized. Lineage: Eukaryota; Viridiplantae; Streptophyta; Magnoliopsida; Fabales; Fabaceae. The record is from RefSeq and is a predicted model, not a curated record. The transcript has a single exon. Bases 136 to 618 code for a protein of 160 amino acids.
UGUUCCAAGAAAGUGGAGUCAACAGUAUCUGCAACUAUAACGUUCACAACUGACAUAAACCAAGUCAGGAAGAAAUCUCAAAAGUACCCUGCAAAACCAAACGAGAAUGAGUUCAAAUCAAACUUCAAAAACCAGAUGAAGAAGAAGAACAAGACAACAACAAUGCCUCCCUUCUCAACCACACUCUUCCCUCUUAUCUUUUAUCUCCUCUUAUCACCAGUCACAUCUCAACAAGUUUCACACCACUGGCCAGGCUUCAUCUACACACGCACCGGAGGAAGAUGCAGUCCGCAGUUCUGGAGCGGAAGACAAGAAACAUGGCCGAGAAUGGUUCCAGAGACAUCAACGGUGUCGAAUGUGUUUGGAUGGAGAGUGUAUAAACGGUACAGAUCGGAUCUCACGUUACUUGAAGCGACGAGUAGGAACGAUGAAGGUGAAAACGCGUUUGGAGCUUUGUUGAAAGAGGGAACAGCUGCGUUGGUAAACUCGUAUGCGAGAGAGGGUUUUCCUUUUAGGUCGUGGCAGGUUAAGACUUUGGUUAUGCAGGGGUUUGUUUCUGAGGUUGCUGCUGCUUCUCUAGCCAAACGUUUCUCUUUGGCUAAUCAUGCUUGCUCCUAAAUCAUUCAUGUUCACUCUCUGUUUUUGGUUUUCUUUGUUGUUUUUUUAGUAUUGUAUGUAUAGAAUGGAAAUGGAAAUCACUACUCUGUGAUGUUUGCUACUUUGUUGUUCUUUUCUAGUAAUGAGUUUUUUUUUUUUUUUUGAAUUACUUAAUCUUUCAUUUUCUUUCUUAUUCACACCUAUACAUUUUUAUGGACUUGAGUUUGUUA